This is a messenger RNA of Nannizzia gypsea CBS 118893, 675 nucleotides long. Its product is annotated as HD domain-containing protein. Lineage: Eukaryota; Fungi; Ascomycota; Eurotiomycetes; Onygenales; Arthrodermataceae. Gene Ontology annotation, cellular component: cytoplasm. The record is from RefSeq and is a predicted model, not a curated record. Bases 1 to 675 code for a protein of 224 amino acids. Gene Ontology annotation, molecular function: 5'-deoxynucleotidase activity. The transcript is spliced from 2 exons.
AUGGGCUCAAACACUCCCUGGACCGCCCAGUCCGUUAUUGGGACGCUAUCACAUCCUCUAGCAGAAAACAGCACCUCGCCCAUCCCUUUCUUUCACCUCCUAGAACGAUUGAAAACUACCAAACGAGAAGGCUGGCGACGGUUCAAUAUAUCCAAUGGCGAGUCUAUAGCCGAUCACAUGUAUCGCAUGUCUGUCAUGACGAUGCUGGCCCCGCCCUCGCUUGCCUCCAAAUUGAAUAUCCUUCAUUGCACGAAGAUGGCGCUCGUCCACGACAUGGCUGAAUCGAUCGUUGGCGAUAUAACGCCCGUUGAUACUGAAGUGACCAAGGCUGAGAAAGCAAGGCGCGAAGCAGAAGUGAUGGAAUACAUCUCUAAGACGCUACUGGGUAGUGUCUUUGGUGGAACUCCGGGCGAGGGCUUUCAGAAGAUUUUUGAAGAAUAUGAAGAAGACAAAACGCUCGAGGCACGGUUCGUGCACGAUAUUGAUAAGAUGGAACUGCUUCUGCAGACUGUCGAGUAUGAACGGGCCCAUGGUGGGAAACUUGAUCUAACGGAGUUCUACCAUGUCUUCAAAAAAAUACGUCUGCCGGAAAUCAAGGCAUGGGGAGAGGAAGUUCUUCGAGAAAGAGAGGCAUUCUGGGCGGAUAAGCCUAACCCUCCUACUCUACCCCAGUGA